Molecule: messenger RNA, 925 nt
Organism: Catharus ustulatus (Swainson's thrush)
Lineage: Eukaryota; Metazoa; Chordata; Aves; Passeriformes; Turdidae
Gene: ARHGDIB
Product: Rho GDP dissociation inhibitor beta
Biological process (GO): Rho protein signal transduction
Cellular component (GO): cytoplasm; membrane; cytosol
Molecular function (GO): Rho GDP-dissociation inhibitor activity; protein binding
Source: RefSeq, a predicted model, not a curated record
AGCGGGGCAGGCGGCGGAGCGCCGCAGCAUGCGGGGCCGCGCAGGGCUUCCUCUGCGGGUGGGCUGCUGCCGCCGCGCGCUCUCUCUCGCUUCUUUUUUUUUUUUUUUUUUUUUUCGCUGCGUGUGAGUGUUAUUUUUUUUCCCCCCUCUCUUCACCAACUUCCUUCCUGCUCCAACUGGCGAAGCUCGAGGCUGAGCGCUGACAGCAGAGGAGGACCCCGGCCGCAGGCGCCGCUCCGCCGACCAAGUGACCAUGACUGAGAAGACACAAGAACCUCAUGUGGAAGAUGAUGAUGAUGAGCUGGAUGGGAAACUCAACUACAAACCUCCUCCCCAGAAAACACUGCAGGAGCUGCAAGAGUUGGACAAGGAUGAUGAAAGCCUCGCUAAGUACAAGAAGUCCCUGCUGGGAGAUGGACCUGUGGUAGUAGACCCAACAGCUCCCAAUGUGGUGGUCACCCGACUCACUCUGGUAUGUGACUCUGCUCCAGGACCCAUCACUAUGGACCUGACAGGUGACCUUGAAGCACUCAAGAAAGAGACCUUCGUAUUAAAGGAAGGGGUGGAGUACAGAGUUAAGAUCCACUUCAGAGUAAACAGGGACAUUGUGUCGGGACUGAAAUACGUGCAGCACACCUACCGGACAGGGGUGAAGGUGGACAAAGCCACGUUCAUGGUUGGCAGCUAUGGGCCACGGCCAGAGGAGUAUGAGUUCCUGACACCUAUUGAAGAGGCUCCUAAGGGUAUGCUGGCUCGAGGCACCUAUCACAACAAAUCCUUCUUCACGGAUGAUGACAAGAUGGACCAUCUCACCUGGGAGUGGAACCUGUCCAUCAAGAAGGAAUGGACAGAAUGAGUUCACCCAGUUUGCCUUCCCCCUUCCCAUCCCCUUGCCUCCUGCACCAGUCUCCAGGUGGGCCAUGCC